UAAAUAUCCGUCAAAAUGACAACCACCUACGACUCAAUCCGCACGGCGCAACAAGCCCUCUCAACCCUCUCCCACAUCCUCAAAACCGCCGAAAAAUCCCACCCCGACCCCGCCUCUCUCCCCUCCGCCCGCCUCCACCCAGACAUGCAACCCCUCUCGUUCCAAGUCCACAUCGCAACAUUCAUGUCAAUGAAGCUCGCCGCGCGUCUCACGCUUCAAGAUCCCCCAGCGCCCCUCGAAAACAACCUCACCACCAUCGACAGCAUGCAAGAGCGCAUCAAGACCGUCCAGGACAUUCUCGACGCAGUGCCCGCUGGGGACGUUAACGCCAAAGCGGAAGAGAUUAAGUCUACUCCUCUUGGCCCGAAGGAGGUGGAGAUCAGUGGCGCGGAGUAUGCGAGGGUGUUUAAUCUGCCGAAUAUUUAUUUCCAUCUUGUUACGGCUUAUGGCAUUUUGAGGAAGGAGGGUGUGCCGUUGGGGAAGGUGGAGUAUAUGACUGAGUUUAUCGGGCCUUUGCUUUGAUUUGUAUCUUGAUCUCGUUGUAUGUAGUGGUAUGUACUUUUAUUACUGCUCCAGGGUGUAGAUGGUGUCAUGGUGGUGUAUAUACAGUGGCCGUUCGGG
Molecule: messenger RNA, 621 nt
Organism: Aspergillus candidus
Lineage: Eukaryota; Fungi; Ascomycota; Eurotiomycetes; Eurotiales; Aspergillaceae
Product: DUF1993 domain-containing protein
Exons: 1
Coding region: 16-522 (168 amino acids)
Source: RefSeq, a predicted model, not a curated record